This is a messenger RNA of Anopheles cruzii, 3615 nucleotides long. It is a transcript of the gene yem, whose product is annotated as ubinuclein-2. Gene Ontology annotation, cellular component: nucleus. The transcript has 5 exons. The record is from RefSeq and is a predicted model, not a curated record. Bases 1 to 3615 code for a protein of 1204 amino acids. Lineage: Eukaryota; Metazoa; Arthropoda; Insecta; Diptera; Culicidae.
AUGUCGGAUGUGAAACGUGUAACGCUAACCACGAUUAGCGAUGUGGUCAGACGGGGAGGGACGGGUGUCCCCACCGCCGGAAACUCGGCGACGUCGUCGACCAUCGCUGGCGUUGGCGGUGGCGGUGGGUCGCUGUCAGCAUUCGAGCUGCCCUCGCCCAGUCCCCAGUUCGGGGCCUCAGGAGCCGCCACCAUGUUUGGUGGUGCUGCUGUCGGGAAGGAGGGCACCAGUGGCAACGGAGCAAGCGGUUCCGGCCGAACGACCAAGAAGCAAUCCACCAGCGUGCGCCUGGAGCUGAACCUUUUCGAGCCAACCGCCGACAGCUUCCCGCAGUUCAACUUUUCCAACCUGAUCCGCGAAGAGCAGAAACGUAUGAAAAAGCUACAGAAAAAGCAUAAUGAUGAAGCGAAUGGAUUCCUGUCCGAUCCCGAGCUCGACAAUGAUGUGGCUCGGGUGGCUCGUGAACUUGAACUGAAAUAUGGCUCGGGGACGACCUACGCCAGCAAAGGCAAGCAAGCCCGGCCGUCCAAGCUGGAUUAUUGUGAUCGUGGUGCGGGUUACGACGAGGAAGAUUCUUUCAUCGAUAACUCCGAAGCGUACGAUGAACUGAUCCCUCAGGAGAUUGAAACGGUUGGCGGUGGUUUCUACAUCAACUCGGGUCAGCUGGAGUUUAAGCAACUGUCGAACUUUGAACGUCCGGAUGAUGUGCAUCGCAUGCCGAAGCCGAAGAAGCGUGCACUUUCUACGACAUCCGAGAGUAGUGACGACGAACCGGCCACAUCGGAUUCAAAAACUAAGAAACCACCGGAUUCCAACCAAAACGCGGCCAUGGACAAACAUGGACCGAACAAAGACCAGCCGCUACAGCAACUUCAGCCCUCCGUAGUCAUCGAGGAUGACAAACUAUCAUCCGCCGCACCGACGGGCACCGACGGAAAGAUUGACGAUGAAAAACCCCGCCUUAAUGGGCACAUCUCGAAAAAGCAAAAGCUAAACGAUGCCAACCAACCUCCGAAGGGAUCGGGAAUGGAUUUGAAUGUUGGCGAAAUGGCAAAACCAGUGCCAGGGGCAGUGAUCCCGAUAGAGACCUCCGAAAAGGACGGUACCGAUGGUACGAAAUGCGUAAAAGUAGCCGCUUCAAACGCAACACCGGUCGGCGGUGUGCAAAUGGCAAAGAAAGAAGAAGCCACCCCGGGGGAUGUCGCUGGAAGUGCGAAGGUGGUCAAGACCACGACAGUGAAGGAUAUGCUGCGUGCCAAACGGGACAGUUUGAGAAAGAUGGAGCAAGAAAAGAAAGGCCGAUCCAGUGGCUCGAGUCGCGUGUCUAGCUCCGAGGCCGAGGAAGACGGUGACGGUGGGGUCGACGAGGAAGACGACGAGGACGAUGAAAAUGAUGAAGAUGACGACGAGGAGGAAGAGGACGAAGACGGUCAGACGGUCAGUGACGGGAGCGAGAAAAACUCAAACGAAUCCGUCUCCGAGGUCGAUAUCGGUUCCGAAACGGACGGCAGUAGCCGUGAAAGUGUGAGCGAGAAGGAUGGAGAGGAAAAAGGGAUGGCCGCGUGUCCGGCCAGCGUUAUCACCACCGUUUCCAGCGUCGCAACCACCACGGUAACGGCGGCGACAAACGGAACGGUCGAGCAACAGAACGAACGCAAACGAAAGGAGUGUAAACUGCCGGAAGACCUGCAUGAGCAGCUGAGAAGGGAUGUGGAAGCGUUAAAGGAACUCGCCCGAACUCAUUCGGCCAAUGGCGGUGGCAAGCUCAACUAUUUCGACAGCAAAGUGGCCGAUCUGUUACUGCAAAUCGAUGCCGGUGCACGCAGCUCCAGUGCACCGAAUGCCAACGGCACCCGUAACGCCAUCUUCCGUCAUCUGGAGGCACACCUGUCCAUCAGUCGGCAGUCGCUGCAGUUGAAGAUGAAAAAGAUUCGUCUCCGACGGCUUGAGAGUCGCUCGAAAGCGGCCCUCGGUCGCCUCGAGGGCACGAUCAACGACAUGCUGCCCGGGAUUUUGGCCAAGUACGAGCUGGACUGUCUGAAGGUACAGGAAAUGCGGGCGGCGCAGGCGGCAUCGGCUUCGGUCAUCAUCAAUAGCAGCAAUGGCAGCGGUGCUGCAAUGGCCAACGGAGAAAAAGGGGACCACCAUCCCGCGCAGCUGCGCAACCCGAAGAAGCGCUUCCCGUGGAACGAGCGGACGCGCGAUCUGCUUUGGGAACUCUACACCAACCGCUUGGAAUGUUUCGCCUUGCAAAGGCCCCGCAAUGAGACGGAGGAGGAGCACGUGGCGGACUAUAUGCGAACCAAGAUCGUGCCCCUGUGGCCCAAAGGUUGGAUACGGUACGAAGAUCUGCAAAAGGAGCUUGAUCGGCGGAAAAAAGCACUCGCCAAAGGUGGCGGCCCUGCGGUCGCCGGUAAGAUUAAAGCGAGUACCAUACUUUCGCCCCUGACCUCCCCUGUACUUCCGGGCAUCGAGUCGAACACAGUCAAUAAUGGUACAGCGUCGUCAGAGGUGCUGGUAAUGGUAGGGACUUCCCGAACGGCACUCUCGCAAUCAGUGAGCGGUACGGAUUGUUCGCCGACGCCAAAUUUGGGCACGCUUCACCCCGGCACUGCCAGCACAUCCUUGCCACAGUUGUUUGUGGCAAGCGUCACAUCACCAAACUCUUCCCACAAACAGCGGUCCUCCGACCACAGCAUUAGCAAUAUUAUGAACUCUCCGCCCCUACCGCCACCCGCAGCCAACGACAGCAAACAUUCGCCAGGUGAGCUCGGUCUCGAAAGCCACGUGAGAAAAGGGGACACAAUGAGCUCUUCCGGUAAAGAAGGAUUGUCCGGUGGCAGGCAACACCUUUCCACGAUUAUGUACAAUCGGGUGUCCCCGGGCGAUGGAAAGCUGCUGCACAGGAGAAACAGUCGCGAGGAAGACAGCGACAGUAGCAUCGAAAUUAUAGCCGAGUACAGCAUGGCGGGAGUUGGUGCUGGUGCUGGCACAUCUGGCAAGUCUCUGGGAAUGCAAACGGGACCGAUGGUUACCGGCACUAGUCUGCCGGUGUUGAAUAAGGAAAAGUAUAAAAAUUUGAUCGCCGGCAAGAACAAGGCAAGCCAAGGAUCGACCGAGCUGCCAACGCUGAUAGGCCUGACGGCGCCAGCUGCUCAGGGAACAAUCGUUGUCGCUUCGGGGAGCAUGAAGUAUCCCAAAAAUUCUCCCACAGGAGCCGUUGGAUCCGUUUCCUCUUCGCCUGCAGCAGCUGCUGCCUUGUCGUUCGCGAUACCGUCCGGUGCGAUCAGUGGUUCGCCUGGUGGUGGUGGUGUCAUGAUGGCUACAGAAGUGAGCGGAGCCGUCGGUAGCGCUCGUUUCCAGGAUAACACACCGACUGCUCGCGAUAUGGAGGUGCAGCAGAUAAUGAAGGAUCUCAAGGAAUUUCAGGAACUGCAACAGCAACACAUUACCGGCGGCAGCAGCAGCAAUCGUAAAGCGGCGGAUGUCUCAUCAUUACAACCGUCGCAGCAACAGAAUGCCCGUUCAUCGGAAUACUUUAUCGACUGUGAUAUGGAUGUUGAUGAAUUGCUCUUCUCCAUCAACAACUACACGUACGGUGGUCGGAAGAACUGA